AUGUUGGCACCUAUGAAUUCAAAUUUAUACACCAACCAUGUGAGUGAUGUGACAGCUAUUCAUGGAGCUGCUGAAGUUGUUGCCAAGGCAAGCAUGAAAGUGCAGCUGAGGAGACAAAGCAGUUUUAUGAACCAGAAGAAGAUGGUGUGUAUGAUAUUGGUUAUUGGUAUUACUGCGGACGGGACCCGGAGACGAAGGGGAUAUUCGUCUUCCUACGGGGUUGUUACUGACAUGUCCUUGAUUACCGGAAAAGUGCUAGACGGUGAAGUCAUGUCAAAAGAAUGCUGGGAGUGUAUUACCUGGAGCAGCAAGAAAGGUUCAGAGGAAUUUGAACAUUGGUGGGAAGGUCAUCAAAACAAUUGCUCAAACCGGGGUGUCAGACAAAGAAUAUUGACAACCUGUCAGAAGAGGAAGUUACCCAAUAUGAAGCUGGGGCAUUUUGAGCCCUAAACCUGAACUGAUUAGUUAUACCAAACUUUACGACUGAUUUUCUC
Messenger RNA from Paramuricea clavata, 494 nucleotides. The record is from the annotation of a GenBank genome assembly. Lineage: Eukaryota; Metazoa; Cnidaria; Anthozoa; Malacalcyonacea; Plexauridae.